Lymnaea stagnalis (great pond snail) is the source of this 14646-nucleotide messenger RNA. NCBI's taxonomy places the organism in Eukaryota, Metazoa, Mollusca, Gastropoda, Lymnaeidae. The record is from the annotation of a GenBank genome assembly.
AUGGAUAAAGAAGAACUUUUAGAAAAUAAUGAUCAUAAUUUCAAAAUGCAAUUUUCGAAUUACGUGCGCGAAUAUUGUGGAGGAUCUCAUAACAGCUAUACUUUGAAUGCCAUGAAAAGGGAGCGGGUUUUAAAAUGUUUAAAAAAUGUUAAAGACGAACCGAGUGCUAGAUUCCGGUUCUGGGUGCGCUCAAAGGGAUUUCGAAUUGUCCAGUCUCCAGAUGGCGAGGAUAUAUUGGCACUACCACCUAAGGGAAAUGAUCCAAAUGAUGUUAGCCUAUAUUAAUUAGCUUAAUUUACCUGUAAAUUUGAUGUCAUUGGAACAUUUUCACUCCCCUAAACGAUUUGAAAUUUAAAGGAUUUCAAUACGGCGUUACUUAAUCAUUUUAGACCUAGACUAUGACUAGGCUAAUUAGUCGCAAAACUAAAUCUAAUAACACUAAUAAGUACCGGUAAAAAUUUCAUGUUCAUCAAUUAUUUAAUAGUUUAAUAGGGUUUAAGUUUAAGCUUCAUCAUGGGCAAUAAUAUGUAGGGGAUUUAUGCAGAAUAAAGCUGCAUAUUUCAAACUACUUAUUGAAAUAAAAUACAGACAUAUCAAUAUCGUUAAAAAAAUUAGUUCUGUAAGUUUGAAUUGAUUUGAAUGGGCCCUUUUGAGAUUAUUAUAAACCUUGACAUUUUUUAAUUUAAAAAUCUCAAAUGGGCCUAUAUUCUAUAUUGGUCUAAAACUAAAGCAGCUAAAAAAAAUUUCUUUGUUAUAAAAUGUAUCUUAUGUCUGAACUAAGACUAGUAGAGUGAGUUAGUGGGGGAGGUUACCUUUCAAAACUCCUACACUAUUUUCUGACUGAAUUAGAAUUUUUUCCCAUUAUUUGCAUCAAAUCGUUAAUAAAUUAUGAAAUUAACAUCGAUUGUUGUUACCAAGAUCAUUUUUAAGACACAUUUAUAAAUUACUUUAAAGAUAGAAUCCCGAUAAACACCGUAUGACAUGUGCAAACUUUGUUUUGUUUUAUAACAGACUCUUUUCAAGAGAGUUGCAACCAUUGAUGAUUUCUUUGACAUUAUCUAUGCUGCACAUUCAGAAAAUGGUCAUGUGGGACAAUCUCAGACAUUUCGAGCGGUGAGUCUGAAUAGGAUCUAAUGUGUUUAAUCUCUAAUUAUAUUUAAAUUAUUCACAUAUAUUAUCUAAUGCAGUGCUUUCCAAACUGUUUGUCUUGGCACAAUAUUGUUGGCUGUCAACUGUCAGUGUAGGUGUUUUGCAUGAAAAUAAGUCAUACCAACAUUCACUCAUUUUUUUAGACUUAAAAAAACACUGAUAACGUAUUAAAAAAGUAAUGGAUGAAGGUGGAAAUGGUAAAUUGUAUUAAAAUCAAAACUCUUAAUUCAAGACUAUUUUGCUAAUAUUUUUUUAAGUAAUGGGGGGUCAAAAUUUUUAAAAACCUUUAAAAGCUACUCAGAUAAAUUUUUUGGCUCUGAUAGGUCGGUUGCCCUUCUUGGGAUGAUACUUGCAAUUUUGUAAGAUAAAUAAGCCAAUUGAAUUUUGUGAUCUAAUUUAAAUCAAAUUUUUUUUACUGGUGAGCAUGAACUCAAGUGACAUUGCUCCAAGAGAAAGUUCCUCCUUUCCUCCCAAAUAGAUUGGACAUUAUUAAUUUUAAAUCCAAUGAUAUUUCAAUAUGGGCUAUUCAAAAGAUAUUGCUACCAAGCUAGGCCUAGAUCUAUCAAUUUAUAUAGAACCGAUAGUGUUGUCUAAGCCUAUUGGUAUUUAUAUAGCUUACAAUAGAAAAAAAUGAAAUGGGGCCUCUGGCCCCAAAGUUGUGGAUAUUAUGAGUUCUGUAGCCUUCAGUAUUUGAAUAUGGAUAAUCAAGUGUAUGUGUACUAAGUUAGUCAAGAUCUACCCAUUUAUGUUGGAGUAUUCGUUGGUAAUUUUAUUUAUAUAGCUCUUAUAAUGGAAACAAGAAUUAAAAGCCCUGGCCCCAAAUGGAAUGUUACAAAAAGAUCAAAACCACCCAGUAUUUGAUUCUGAAAUGAUGGAUAUUAUUAUCAUUAUUAAUAAUAUUGGUGGUCUCAUAUAGCGCAGUACCCCAGCCCUACCACAGAUUUUCACUUUUUUAUAUAUAUAUAUAUAUAUAUAUAUAUAUAUAUAUAUAUAUAUAUAUAUAUAUAUAUAUUUAUGUGAUAAGAUAUUAUUUAUUAGUUAAAGGUUGAUUCUCAAGCCAAUCAUGGAUUUUCAACUAAAAAUGUUAGCUUCUAAGUUAUAUUUUUUACAAUAAAAAACAUUUUAUUAGGUUAGCAUUAGGUAAGAUUUGACUUGUGGUGUUUCAUUAAAUUUAUUGUCAUCAUUAUGUAACACUUUUUGUCAUUUGUUUUCUUGUACCAGAUUAAAGCCAUGUAUGCCUUGGUGCCUCGAAUUUUAGUCAUCAAAUUUAUUGAGAUGUGCCCACAGUGUUCAAACACACAUUCCUACGCCUCAAGACGACGUAGUACAACAAUUCAAGACAAUACCAUCACUUCGGAUAAAUUGGCAGGGGUAGGUAACAAUGCCACUCAUCUUUUAUUUAUUAGCUACAGGAUCUAUGUAUUCUCAUAGCACAAGUGUUAAGCUCAACAAUUCAUUCCCAUGCCAAACUUGAGAUAAGUCUGUCUGAUUGUAGGUUGUACCAUCACGCCCCUAUGUUAGAUUGUAGGUUGUAUCAGUACACCCCUAUGGGAGUUAAGUUUAUCAGAUUGGAAGUUGUACAUUUACACCCAACUUGAGAUAAUUCUCAUCAGAUUGGAAGUUGUACAUUUACACCCAACUUGAGAUAAUUCUCAUCAGAUUGGCAGUUGUACAUUUACACCCAACUUGAGAUAAUUCUCAUCAGAUUGGAAGUUGUACAUUUACACCCAACUUGAGAUAAUUCUCAUCAGAUUGGAAGUUGUACAUUUACACCCAACUUGAGAUAAUUCUCAUCAGAUUGGCAGUUGUACAUUUAUACCCAACUUGAGAUACUUCUCAUCAGAUUGGCAGUUGUACAUUUACAGACCUGUUUACCCUCAAACCCUUAAAAUCGUACAAUAUCAUCAUAUAAUCGUUCAAUACAUUCUCUUAAUAGAGCAAAAACGUGCUGCAUAUAUAAUGUAUACACCUCAAAAUCGUACAUUGUACGCCAAAAUCGUAAGAGUAAACAGGUCUGCAUUUACACCCAACUUGAGAUAAUUCUCAUCAGAUUGGCAGUUGUACAUUUACACCCAACUUGAGAUAAUUCUCAUCAGAUUGGCAGUUGUACAUUUACACCCAACUUGAGAUAAUUCUCAUCAGAUUGGCAGUUGUAAAAUUAUACCAACAAUUUUGAACUUGUACUAUCAUGCCCUACUUUUAAUUAAAAAUAAUUAAUCUUCAUCUUUCCAUUCCCUAAUUACUUAAAGCACUUAAUAUUCUUUAACUUCUCUGUUGAUUUUAUAGUUACUUUUACAAAUACAUCUAACAAAUUUGAUUUUAACCUCCAUUAUGUCACAGACUCAUAAUCCAUUUGCCAUAGUCAAGCGGGACCCAGAUGACCUUGAAGAAGGAGGUUAUGAUGAAUCAGAGGUAGGUAUACUAUAUGGUAUUAAGCAGUGCUCCACAACCUUUUUUACCUCAUGGCAAACCAAGACCCUUGCCAGAUGUUCACUGCGCACUACAAAAAAAAAAAAUGACAAAAUUUUUAAAAAAAUAUUUAGCACUCAACAGGAGUUUGAUUGCGUCAACAAAUCAGUUGAAAUGUUUGCAUUAGCCUCUGUCUUGACUGAAAGGCUGUGGCUUAGUUUGUGUUGGGUUUGUUGUUAUUUGUUGGUGAUGAAAUGUUACCUCCAACUCCAUAGUGUCAACAAGUUUUAAAUAGCCAGCUAUCAAAACCUAGUCGAAAGUAUUACACGAUACAGUCGUGACACGAACCUGUGCAAAGUCCAAAGCGAACGAGUAAUCUAUAUCUCACGGCUUUAGAAUUAUUUGUCAAGUAACCUUUCAAAUAUAAACAUACAGAUGUGCUAUGGUAUUUGACGUCAAACAUUUGACAGCUUGUUCAUUAUUCAAUAAAUUUUCCUUUUGUCUCAACAAAUAUAAAUCGUCUCCCCUUAAAGGAAUUUUGCAACAAGUUACCUAGCAUCAUCUUGCAGAACAUCGAUUGCGGAGCUCUGAUUUAAAGGGUCAGAGAUUGUAUACCAUAGUUUAUAUAUGCCUAUAGCUCAUGUCUCCUGUAUUUUUGGCCUUCCUCUCUUUUAAUUUUCCCCUGUGGAUUCCAUGUUCAGAAUCAUCUAAUGAUGCUAUCUAGGGAUUUACAAGGUCUUUGUUUUGCACUGCAUUUGUUGCUGGUUGUGGGACAGAAGUACAAGGUCAUCUGCAAAGUCUAGGUCAUUCCAUUGUUCCCGGGGUUGUCCAGUGUACCCUUUCCUCUUUUUUUGGGGGGGAUUCUUUCAUUAUCCAGUCAAUGGCAAGGAUGAAUAGGAAGGGGGACAAGAGACAUCCAUUCUAUCUGACUCCUGUUCAAAGGCAUCUGAGAGUCUAAAAGUUUAUUUAUGAAACUGUUUGCUUAAAAAAUCUUAUUUUUGAUGUAGUAUUUUCCCCUAUUUUAAACACUGUGAUGGAUGGAAAGGAAAUUGCUUACUACAAAUCUUUCAUUUCAUAGAUAAGGAUGUGAAAAGAUAAUCAGUUUAAACAUUAUUUUUGGUUAAUUUUUACAAAAUGGUGUUUAAAUUUAAAUUUUUUUUUUUUUUUGUCAAAUGAAAAAUUUUAAUUUAUUACAACACCAAUAGUAAUUAAAAAGACGAAUGAAAUCCCUUACAAGGAACUGACUCUGUACUAAAAGGACCAAAUAUAUUUCUUUGAUUCUCACUAUCAGUAUUAAUCAGAUAUUUUAGUGAACUGUUAAAGAUUCAUCUAUUUAUAGAAAAGGACACAAGGCAAAAAAUAAAAACAGAAAUUUGACCUGUGCAGCAUGGUGUUUAACAUGGCCAGCUAAUGGUGUUCUAUGAAGCCAAAUAAAACCAGUAAUCAGUUAAAAAUUAGCUUUCUAAAAACAGAUCUUUCAUGUCAUAAAUAUACAGAUGUCAUAGUUUCGCCCCAAUAAAUGGAAGGUUUUUAUUCUGAUGUAAUUCACUAUUUUUUUUAAAAUAUUGUAGGAAGUAUCUUCUAAUCAACAAGAGGUAGCCAAUGCUUUGAAUGAAAUCCUUGCGGGGAAGAUUUCCAGUGGAGAGAUUGAGACAGUUGUACACAUUGAACCAGACGAAUCAACUUCAGGGACUAUUGUCCUGUUUCCUUGUCACUUGUGCAAAGAAGUUUUUAACAAAAAGAAAGCCCUUCAGAAACACAUUCGAUCUCACCAGGACUUUCGACCUGCAGUGGUAAUGAGUUAAAUAAUAUAGUGCCAAUAACUUCAUGGGAAAUCAACUAAAAACUGUUAGCUUUGAUAGGACUUUACGACUAGUCAUUUUAACAAACUUUUAGGGGAAAAAAUAAUUUAAAAACAUUUCUGCCAUCCUUAACCAAAACAUUUAAUUUUUAAGGGAAUAUAUUCAAAUUUUAAUUUUUAAAAAUUUCAAAUAGCUUUUUAAAAACCCAUCAAUCUUGUCUUCUUAAGGGGUAACUCUUGCUCUACACCAGGCUACCUAUAUCUCAGAGCAACAGAAAGAUUGAAAGAAUGUAAAGGUCUGUAUCAGUGGAAAACAGUUUGUCUUGGUUAUGUAUGGCGGAAUGUUUAGAAGUAAACCACUCCAUCUAAAAGAAAAAAAGGAAGUCUCAGCCUAUUUAUCUAGGACAAUGCCCUGUUUCAGCCACUUCAGAAAGCUUCUCCAGCUUUCAAAAAACGCAAAUUCAAUGUUGGGUUUCAAACUGUGUACCCUGUGUCAAAGACUCGGAGAUCUGGGACCACAAGGCGACGUGUUAUCCUCGAUGUUGAUUCUAGCCCAACAGCAGCACAGGUUGGUCCCAGCAAUGUGUUCAUUUUUUAAAUCCAAUCAUAGCAAUACCAGUAAUAUAGUUCUGUCCUGUCUUUCUAAUGAUGCUCAAUCUUAUGCAAGCAACACAUUAUUUUUUAUUUAAUUUUUAUUUUAAAAAUGAUAUGACUUUGUUUUAUAAUAAAUAUCUUAGCAAGUAAAUAUAAUUAGGAUUUUUAGAAUGUACAUAUCUGGUGCCCAAACACAUUCAAAAGUGGCAAAAAGACAAAAUGUUUAAAACCAUGAUUUACUGUAAUACAUGAGUGUUAAUAAUUUCUAACCAUUUUUACUUGAAUGAAAAUUAAUAUUGGUAUUUUAUUGAGCACUCAUGACUAUAUUACUCCCUUGCAAGUAGGUGCAGUUGUUUAGGGAAAUAAUCACCGGUAGUCAAUAAUGUUAUAAAAAUUACAAUGUACAUCCUGUACAGUAAAAAAAUAACCAAAUUUCCUUACUCAGAUACAGUAUGCCCCAAUAGUAACCGAACUGAAACUGCCGCAUCUUGAAGACAUUUACAUGUAUUAGUCAAUGGUGCAAAGCUCCAGCUGCCACAUGUUCCAUAAGGUGUCAAGGAAGUUGUGUUAGGCAGCUGCUGUUGAAAAUGGAUCUCUACCGAUGAAAAAAAUUUCAUGGUUGAGCACCAUUUUAGCUGAUACGGAACUGGUCGUGAAGAGGACCGGUGUUUGAAGAAGCAAAGUGUUUUAUAUUUGGGAACUUACCAAGUCCUUUAAAUCCCCUCUGAGAAUCUUGUCAUCCUGCAAGUCUCUUGCAGAUGGUGAGUUUGUAAAUGGGGACAGAACAAUUCCCUUGAGAGAUUUAAUGAGAUGGCACCAAAUAGCUUAAGUAACUUGGUUAUGCUGUCUAUUUUUAAGUAAUCUUGCUGUUCUGGAAUUGUACUGUCUCAACGGAAGGGUAAGACUGGUGGACAGUAAUUCUUUCAACAAAUGAAAAUCGCGCACAUGCUCUGCAGAUUCUACAUUAGCCCCCACAAAGUCGAUUACAAAAAUCAUUGAAACUGAACAUAAGAAUUCCCUGUUUGUGUAAGGACAUAGGUGCAUUUUCGUACUGGAUAAAGUUUGUACAACACUUGCCCAAGCAAGAUUGGGAGCCUGGGUGAUGUAUUGUGAAGAAUUUUUAGCCAUGUGUAUGAGGAUCCAUAUAUUUUUUGGAAUUUGUGGUUCUCAGACAAAUAUCAGAUGGCUACAUCAAUCUUCAGACAACUCGCUACCUUGGUUUUGAACCACCAGAUGUUAUUUUACGCUACACCUUGUACAUAAGAGUGUGUUCAUCUCUGAAUAUUCACGAAGAACUGUGCUGCAUUAUGCAAGGAAAUAAUCUCCUUUAGCUAGAGUCUGCCGCAAACAUUGUUCAGUGAUGUUUGAAAAUCUACAUCAGCGUUUCCCAAACUUUUAAGUUUGACGGACCGGGGGACAAGUUUCAAAACUGCACCAGGGACUGGUGCCAGAUUUAUUAAUUACAUUUUCUUUCUAUUUAAACAUCAAUAUUCAUGCUCUCUGGACCGGUAACGUAAGGCUCGUGGACCGGUGCCGGUCCUCGGACCACCGUUUGGAGAACGCUGAUCUUCAUGAUCGAUGUAAACACUGUCUACAGUAAGGCAGCGCAUACUAUGAACAUUUAGAUUAUGCAGACCAGAUAAAUCAACAAAGCUAAUAUCGUGUAUGUUAGUAUCUUCUAGAAGAAAUGAAUUGACAGAUGACAAGGACAUAUAUUUUUUUUUAAAGUACUGUUGAUUUUUGAUGCAUGUUGUAUUUAAAUUUAACAUCUGCCAUUUAAUUUUUUUUAUUUUCCUUAUUUACAUUUUUUUCUCUAAAACUAAAAAUUUAGUUUUAUUGUAAUGUGAAAAAGUAAAUUUUCGUACCAUUAAAUGUAUACUAUAUUUUCUGUGUCUAACUUAGGCUAUAGUGUUGGCUGCCUCCAGACCUGACAUUGAGCUCAUGGCUAUAAAUUGUGUGGCUGGCCGGGUCUCUGUACUCAAUGCUUGUGAGAAUGCGCUGAGGGUGCUCCGGGCUUGUGGUAGAGACGAUGUGAGAAUCAUUUUUUUAUAAGUCAUUAAAUAGAUGGUGUCACUUUUAAUCUAAUGGAAGUUCAGUAAUACCUAAUCAAAUUGUAAGUUCUGCUCUUGGGGUAUUUUUAAAGUAUUUUUCUCUUUAGUCAUGUUUCAUUUAGGUGUUGCAUUCAGUUGCUUAUAUUUUGUGUAAUGCUACAGGGACUGAUAGAAAGGUUCUCUUAUGUGGUCCUGUAUGGAUGACACAUGUCCAAGACAUAGUUUUAAAAUUGUUAAGUGGAGUACCAAAUGCAAAUGGUUUCAAUAUUUCAACACAACUGUUUUAAUAGAAUGUGUUUUAAAUUUGUGUAGAAAAUAAUUACCCACUUUUAAUUUUAAACAAUGCAGAAAGCUGGUUUUUAUUAAUCUUUGUUUAAUUUUUAAAAAAUUGUUCUUGAUUUUCAGAUCAAUGUGUGCAGGGGGGCUGAGAAGUCAUUGCUGGGUCUGACUGGGAAAGAAGAGAAUCUUCCUGGCUCAGCCUGGUCACGGAAAGUAGAAGGUCACGUACAAGCAGAACAUUCAGUGUCAUCACUCAUCCGCUACGUCAAUGAAAACCCAGGUUAUAUUUACAAUCAUAACUUAUCUAUAUGGUAAUGUUUGACAAUCUUGUUAUCUUUACUAUCGCAACUCCCCUUUAUGACAGUGUUUGACAACCUUUCUUUUAAUUUACUUGAUCUACUACAAAGAGCAAUGGAUUUUACUUAACGGAACUAUAAUUUAAGAAUCAGUAUACCCAGCAUUGACUUUUCAGCCCUCCAGCACACACUGAUCUGAACAACAAGAAAGUAUUGUAAAAUGUAAACAAAUAUUAUCAAAUACCAUUAAUUAGUUGACAAAGGGUGGUUGCAAAAAAAUUCCCCCAAAAAUUGCUCUAUAACAUAAGCUUUUAUAGAUGCCAUCAUUAUAAUUCUGUAGUGAAAUGAAUUCUAAUGGUAGGUGUAUGUGGAUAACUCGUAUGAGUUUAUCACCUGUUCAUGUCUAGGGGCUUUAUGUUUGAUCAAAUUCACUCACUAAGGGACAUAAUUAUCAUAUUACCAUAUACCUGCAUAUCAAAAGAAUCCAUAACAAAAUUUCAUGACAUUUAAAUGCACUUAUUUAGUUACAUGAAUUUUACAACACUUCAAAGAGGUCAUAAUAGUUAAGAAUAGGAGAUACCUUUGCAUAUAGUUUAUAUCUAAGUUAUGCCUAACAUUUAUCAUAAUAAUCAAUUGCUUUGUAACAGAAUUUUAUAUGAUCAGACCAUAAAACUUAACUUUAUCAAAGUAGAAUUGUUUUGAUGAUCUGGCUUGAUCAAUUUGGAAGGUCACUUCAACGUUGGAACUGGUUUCUCCAGUCCUUUCCUUUGUGGCUUCUCAGGGCAGGAAUGAAAAUGGAAGUCACAGUAGUAUGUUGUGGAAUAGCUUUCCCCUUGUACAUUGUGAUAUGUGGACUUCCCAGUGGUGUGUCGUGGGUGUAGAGUCCUAUCAGCGCGUGGUCGAAUCAAUGCAGACUUGUUCCUCUGGAUGGGUACUGGGUGGAGUUCUUGGAAUUCCGGCCUCAGGGAAAUGAUCCUCAAUCCAGCUGCUAAGGUGCUGUGAUUUCUGGUGAUAUACAUGAUGGCAACCAGGCUAUAUGUGAAAUAAUGCAAGAAAAGGGAAGGUAGCAACUUUGCCAAUAGUCAUAAGCUGACAGAUCCCUUUCCAAGAACAAAUUCAGAUCGAGGCAUUGAAGGGGAAAGGGGCUUUGAACACAUCCAAUCGAUAACCUUAUUAGUCUGCGCAAGCAUGUACAGCUAGUGUCAACAUGGGGCAAAGAAUCUUCUCAAACUUAAUCACACAAUAAAUUAUAAAAUAAGUCAGGUAUUAAUACACUUUAUCCCAAAAAGUUGGGUUGGAUAACAAAUAUCUAAUAGCUACAUCACCAUCCUAAAGAUUGGGCUACAUCACCAUCCUAAAGAUUGGAUGAAGUCUUUAAAUAAAUUAAUGUCAAAAUGGCCAACACUUGUCCCAUGUUGGAGACGCAUGGCGAACAUAGAGUUAAAUGUAAAAACACAAUCAAUUAUACAUAUUCAUUCGAAUGAGAAUGAUCAUACAUUAAAAUGAAUAAACAAACUUUAAAUGCAAUGGUGAUAAAUGUAUCCAAGUAAAAAGGAGUGGAAGAGAAAUGCCUGAACAACUCGCUAGGUUAGAAUUUGCCGGCUUCAGACCUAUGAAGUAACAAUGUGGUCACGACGGCGUGAAGGUCUAGAAAAGAACAAUUCUUAAUUCUACCACGAUAUAUGUAGUUAGUUUAAUAUCAUUGGUCAUUGGCUCAUUUCAACCAUUUGCUAAACAAUACCAAUGAAGUAAAUCUUUAGAAGCGUGGUCAAAAUUUUUGAGACGGUGCAAUGCUGUCAGUGAGUUGUGCACAAUGAUAUCAGGGAGAACAACUCAUACUAAACAAUAAAAAAAUGGGGAGGGCGUUUUAGUAUAUCACUGUAUUGGAAUUUAAUUGUCCAGCUAGAUUUCAUCACAUAUUCAACAAAUAAGCAUGAACUAAAAUGUCAAUUUGACUGCAUUAGAAUUUAUGUAACACCUUAAUGAGUGCAAUAAAAAUAAGUGGAUCAAACUGAAACAAAAAAUGUAAAAACAUUUGUAAUUUAUACUUAGACUUUUUUGUGUACCCAACAGUAUCAUUCUUCUCAUCUAUUGGUCUUUAGAUAACUAAAUUUAAAUGUUAAAAUUACAAUCAGUAGGAUGAUGAAAACUUAUCUAUUAUUAACUUUGCUUUUGUUCGUGGGUGGCUGGCUGCGUGGCAAAAUCUUUGAUGGCUAAUUGACCCACUUCCCACCAACUUAUAGAGCUUAAACUUGACCCAUAGACCUAUUGCAGAUGACAAAAUAUUCUUUCAAAAUUUCAACCCCACCACCUAACCCCCCAAAAUUAGUUUUUCAAGGGGAACAUGGUGGAAAAUUCCUGAUAACUGUGCUAAAUGAGAUUCUUUUUAAAAAAAAAAACCCAAGUGUGUUUUGAUCGUAAUAUUUUCUUUUGUUUCUCUGAAAUAGUUUGGUGAAAUAAAUUUGCGGCGUAAAAAGUGGGUGGGUCAUUAGAAUAAUAUUAUAAUAAUAUAGUUCAGGGGUGUCAGAAAAAUGUGUGGUUGCGAGCGGAGGAGGGGGGGGGCACAUUAAUUGGGAUUUUUAUCAAGUGCCUUACUUGUAUGUGUGCUUUGUCAAAUAUUAGCCCCUUUCACGACAUUAAAUUUUAUAAAGGAUUUAUAUGAAAAACUUUGUUUUUAAGGGUUGUUUAAUUUUAGAUCAAAUGCCUGAAGUAAAAUUAAAUCUGAAUAACUCAAGAAUUUUUAAGCACCACUAGAAAAAUGUGCACAUCUAUCUCUGUAUUUCUGUAUAUAUGUGUUGCUAGCAUAUCUAUGUAUUACUGUAUCUAUGUGAUGCUAGCGUAUUUCUGUAUCUAUUUAAAGCACAUCUGCAUAUGUAAUUCUUUAUCUAUAUAUAUGGAGGUAACACAUCUAUGUAAUUCUGUAUCUAAGUGGAACUAGCACAUCUAUUUAAUUAUGUAUUUUAAUUGGAGCUAGCACAUCUAUUUAUGUAAUUCUGUAUCUUAGUGGAGCUAGCACAUCUAAGUAAUUCUGUAUUUAAGUGAAGCUAGCACAUCUAUUUAUGUUAUUCUGUAAGUGGAGCUAGCACAUUUAUCUAUGUAUAUCUGUUAAUAUGUGGUGCUGAUAUAAUUUCAUUGUUGACAUGUUUCCAAUAUUUUAUAUAAUUGUUACAGGGGAGAUAACACUGAUAUGUCUUGGGCCUUUAACAAAUUUGGCCCUGGCACUGAGACUUGAUCCUCUGGUAGCUAAUCACUUAAAAGAGCUCUUCAUUGUUGGAGGAAACAUAGAAGGUUAGUAUUACCUGAGUUCAUAUUUUACUUAUGAUGGUGGGACACAUUAGGAUGAAAUCAUUGUUAAAUAAUAUGAAAUUAAUAACUAAGAAAAAGAAUAAUUUAUUGUACAAUUAAAAUGUUUUUAAAAAAAUGUGUAAUGUUUUAUAAAGUGUUCUCAAAGGUUUUUUUUUUCCUUUAAGGUCAAGGUGACAUAUCAACAUGUGCUGAACAAAACUUCCUGUUUGACCCAGAAGCUGCUUAUAUUGUUUUGCAAGAAAUAAAAAAUGCCUUUAUUUUACCCUAUGAAAUAAGUCAGCGCCACAGCAUUCCUUUUGUAAGUUCUUUGAGCAAUUUUUAACACUUAAAGUGACACCAAAACCACAGAAACCUAUAUAUAACAUAAGCUUUCAUCAGGGGGUGGGGGGGGGGGGAAUUGAGCAAUUUUUAACACUUAAAGUGACACCAAAACCACAGAAACCUAUAUAUAACAUAAGCUUUCAUCAGGGGGUGGGGGGGGGGGAAUGAUGAUAAAAAACAACUUUCUCAACCAAUGACAAAGAUACCUAAGGAUCACUGAUAAUUGUUUCUUAGAUAGCACAGUCUGACUAAGUGAAAAUAAAGCAUGGUGAAGAUGAUACAAAAGUUUCUUAGGGUAACUGUAGUCCCUCAUAUCAACCCUUUAACUGUCAAGGACAAUUUUUAUGUAGAGUCAAGCCAUUUUUUGGAAUUUUCAUAUGCUUUUUAAAAAUGACAAAAUCCCAGACUAAAUGAAUUGAGAGACCCUUAAAACUAUACAUUUUCUGAAAGUUCAUUGGACAGGGUUAUCUUAUAGUAUGAAAUAAAUGUGUUUGUAUGUAAAUAUGUUGAUUAUUGACCUUGACCUUUACAGAGUGAGUAAAAGUUUAGACUAGUACUCAGCUUUUGAAUUCACCCAAAAAAACAAACUAUCAUAAAAUCAAAUUUUUGAGAUACUAGAAGCAAUUUUCUUUCAGAAAAUGUCAAGUUGUAGUUAUUUGUUUUGACAAUUAUAAUAUUGAUGAUUUUUUUCCAUUCACUGCCUUCACAUUUCUGCCAUGCAUAGUAGACGACAUGAAAUGAGUUUGAAAAUUCCUUUUCAGUUAAAGUUGUUACAUUAAUUUUUUUAAUUAAUUAAUGCUCCAGAUACACAAGCAUAAACGUCUUUGGGGCAGAUCUUUGGGAUCCAAUCUCUGUUCUUUUUCUGUUUGAUUUCCAACCUUUCCCAAACAAAUUUGUCUGUAAAAGUUUGAAUAAGUUUAGGCCUAAAAUUGUCAAUAUCUGACUCUUAUUUCGCCAUCACCUGCUAGAGCUAAAACUGUCAUUACUAGCACUUGGAAUAUCUCUGAAGUAAUUGUUUUCAUUUUAAUCUAUUUUAAACAAAGAAAUUCUGUUUGAUUUUGCAAUCUAGAGGGGGACCCGGCAUUUGACAUUACGGCGGUAAAAAAAAAAAUGUGUGAAAAUUUGGUACACCCAAUUAAUCACACAAAAAAUUCCUGAUAAAAGCACUUGAAUACACAGAUAGUAAUGGAAAUAGGAAGAAAACUCAAUUAUGCAGAGCUCUUUCCCCAUAACCAAUAUGCGUUAUAUCAUUUCGCAAUUUUGAUGACGAUUUUGCUAGUGGAUGAUUAUAUCAUCCAUGACAUCACAGAAAGGGGUAUAACAGCAGAUGAUCUGCCAUUAUGACAGUUAUAGGGUUAACACAAUGCAGAAUAAACUGUUAACAUAUAUUAACAAUAUUAACUCACUCCCACUAGCUAUGUUGAUUAAAAAGUACCGCACCUAACAAUUUAUUUGUUCUCCAUAGUUACAUCCUUGUGUCUGUAUUUCAGAGAAACUAUGUGCUCUGGCUCAACACAGGGACAGAAAUGAGCACAUUCCUCAUUGAAUGCUUCACUCAUGAAGACCUGGACCAACUGGAAAAAACCGGGAUGGUCAGUCCAGAGGUAUUUGCCGUUGCCACAGUGAUUGACUCUACAAUAAUCUUGGAAAAGGAAAAAGUGUAUGCAACAGUUGAGCUGAAGGGAGAGCACUCUAGGGGACUGAUGGUGGUAGACAGGAGGGGUUACCUCAAUAAGCCAGCCAACGUUUGCGUUGUCAAAAACAUGGACUUGGGUAAAACGCAAGCUUUGUUUGGUUCAGUAUUCAGUGCAGUGGAUAUAUUCGAGUCCCCGCUGCCGAUAUCAUUGGCGGGGACUCAAAAGGAUCAUCACAUCCCCAUUCUCUUUAAGGAAACGCGAUUGAAUGUGGUCUAAAUGUUUUUUAAUUAGGUUGAAAACUUUGAUCUGAGUGCAUGCAGGAAAUGAACCAAAUGAAGGGAGUAUGCUGGCUUACUGACAACGUCAAACUGUCGAGUCAAAAUGUGGAAAGGCCAUUAAUUUUUUAAAGCCUGAACAGAUUAAAGAUGGCAGCCAUUGGUUAUACCCGUACCAUAAUUUUGUGGAGUCUCCUCCUACCAAUCAAUAAUAAUAUCAGUUGUACCGGUAAUAUACUUAUUACGGUGUUGAUGAAAGGUAUUCAAGAAAUGUACCGACAGCUGUGUCCUGAUUAGAUCUAAAGGUAUUUGUGAAUGUAAAGACUGCAGCUUUGGUGAAAGGUAUAGAAAAGGAACUGUUCAAUUAUUGUAUUAUUCUCAAAUCAAGAAAAUUGUGAUGUCAAAUUGACCUUGCGUUCACGAUUCACAGGGUUUAAAAGGAUUAUUUGAUUUUAAUAUUGUUGUUAAUAAAUUGAGUUUCUUAAAUUGUAAAUUUGAAUCAUAUGGUAAUAAAAACAAAAAUGUGAG